Molecule: messenger RNA, 3780 nt
Organism: Micropterus salmoides (largemouth bass)
Lineage: Eukaryota; Metazoa; Chordata; Actinopteri; Centrarchiformes; Centrarchidae
Product: NACHT, LRR and PYD domains-containing protein 3-like
Molecular function (GO): protein binding
Source: RefSeq, a predicted model, not a curated record
CACUGAGAUUAUUCUAACCCUCUUCCUGUAGACAGACCUGAUCCGGACACGAGUGAGAGCUGCUGGACUGAUGGACGUUCAUGGGAAUAAGCUGAGUGUGGGCUCUGUCAUGAAUCAGUGUGGGGGGACAGAGGAGGGAGUCCCUCCCUGUAAAAGCACUCUGUGGGGGAAACAUGGCUGCCAGACCGAAGCUCAGAGCCCAGAGAAGCAGCAGAGACCAGACUCCCCUGGACCUGAACCCAGCUGUGUGUCCAUGAAGAGUGACUGGUCCAGGAGAAAACCUGUUAACUUUAAAGGACAACCUCCUACAGAGACUCAACUCCAGCAAGUUCCUGGUGGUCAGUAUGACCAGCAUCACCCCACAGACCUGGACUCAAUAUUUAUGCAUCUUGAAGAAAACAUUUUCACUUUUGUGAAGGACGAGUUAAAGAACUUCCAGAAGGUUCUAAGUACAGAUUACCCAGAAUACUUAGAGAGACAUAGUAAGGAUGAGAAUUUGGUGGACGGUGAGGAGGAAGAGCAGAGGAGGAGCAGCCAAGAGACAUUUCUGAAGAUUACAAUGCACUUCCUGAGGAGAAUGAAGCAGGGGGAGCUGGCUGACCGUCUGCAGAGCAGAACUCUUGCACCAGUUUGUCAACAUAAACUCAAAUCUCAACUAAAGCAGAAGUUCCAGUGUGUGUUUGAGGGGAUUGCCAAAGCAGGAAAUCCAACCCUUCUGAACCAGAUCUACACAGAGCUCUACAUCACAGAGGGAGGGACUGCAGAGGUCAAUGAUGAACAUGAGGUCAGACAGAUUGAAACAGCAUCCAGGAAACCAGACAGACCAGAAAUAACCAUUAAAUAUACAGACAUCUUUAAACCCUCAUCUGGGAGAGAUGAACCAAUCAGAACAGUGAUGACAAAGGGAGUGGCUGGCAUUGGGAAAACAGUCUUAACACAGAAGUUCACUCUGGACUGGGCUGAAGACAAAGCCAACCAGGACAUACAGUUCACAUUUCCAUUCACUUUCAGAGAGCUGAAUGUGCUGAAAGAGAAAAAGUACAGCUUGGUGGAACUUGUUCAUCACUUCUUUCCUGAAACCAAAGAAGCAGGAAUGUGCAGCUUUGAAGAGUUCCAGGUUGUGUUCAUCUUUGACGGUCUGGAUGAGUGUCGACUUCCUCUGGACUUCCACAACAAUGAGGUCCUGACUGAUGUUACAGAGUCCACCUCAGUGGAUGUGCUGCUGACAAACCUCAUCAGGGGGAACCUGCUUCCCUCUGCUCGCCUCUGGAUAACCACACGACCUGCAGCAGCCAAUCAGAUCCCUCCUGAGUGUGUUGACAUGGUGACAGAGGUCAGAGGGUUCACUGACCCACAGAAGGAGGAGUACUUCAGGAAGAGAUUCAGAGAUGAGGAGCAGGCCAGCAGCAUCAUCUCCCACAUCAAGACAUCACGAAGCCUCCACAUCAUGUGCCACAUCCCAGUCUUCUGCUGGAUCACUGCUACAGUUCUGGAGGAGGUGUUGAAGACCAGAGAGGGAGGAGAGCUACCCAAGACCCUGACUGAGAUGUACAUCCACUUCCUGGUGGUUCAGUCCAAACUGGACAACAUCAAGUAUUAUGGAGGAGCUGAGAAAGAUCCACACUGGAGUUCAGAGAGCAGGAAGAUGAUUAAGUCUCUGGGAAAACUGGCUUUUGAGCAGCUGCAGAAAGGCAACCUGAUCUUCUAUGAAUCAGACCUGACAGAGUGUGGCAUCGAUAUCAGAGCAGCCUCAGUGUACUCAGGAGUGUUCACACAGAUCUUUAAUGAGGAGAGGGGACUGUACCAGGACAAGGUGUACUGCUUCGUCCAUCUAAGCGUUCAGGAGUUUCUGGCUGCUCUUCAUGUCCAUCUGACCUUUAUCAAAUCUGGUGUCAAUCUGCUGGCAGAAGAACCACCAACCUUUUUGUGGUCUAAACUAUUCAGAGACAAACCUAAACCAACAUAUUUCUACCAGAGUGCUGUGGACAAGGCCUUGCAGAGUCCAAAUGGACACCUGGACUUGUUCCUUCGCUUCCUCAUGGGUCUUUCUCUGCAAACCAAUCAGACUCUCCUACGAGACCUACUGAAAAAGAAAAGCUCAGAGACCAAUCAAGAAACAGUCAAGUACAUCAAAGAGAAGAUAAGCGAGAAUCUGUCUCCAGAGAGAAACAUCAACCUGUUCCACUGUCUGAAUGAACUGAAGGAAUGUUCUCUAGUGGAGCAGAUCCAACAGUACCUAAGUUUAGGAAGUCUCUCCACAGAUAAACUGUCUCCUGCUCAGUGGUCAGCUCUGGGCUUCAUCUUAGUGUCAUCAGAAAAAGAUCUGGACUUGUUUGACUUGAAGAAAUACUCUGCUUCAGAGGAGGUUCUUCUGAGGCUGCUGCCAGUGGUCAAAGCCUCCAAGAAAGCUCUGCUGAGUGUCUGUAACCUGUCAGAGAGAAGCUGUGAAGCUCUGUCCUCAGUUCUAAGCUCCAAGUCCUCUAGUCUGAAAGAGCUGGACCUGAGUGACAACGAUCUGCAGGAUUCAGGAGUGAAGCUGCUCUCUGUUGGACUGGAGAGUCCACAUUGUACAUUGGAGACAGUGAGGCUGUCAGGCUGUCUGAUCACAGAGGAAGGCUGUACUUCUCUGGCCUCAGCUCUGAGCUCCAACCCCUCCCAUCUGAGAGAGCUGGACCUGAGCUACAAUCAUCCAGGAGACUCCGGAGCAAAGCUGCUGUUUGCUGGACUGAAGGAUCCGCACUGGAGACUGGACACUCUCAGGUUGGAACACGGUGGUGAGCAGAGACUGAAACCUGGUCUUAGGAAGUAUUUAUGUGAACUCACACUGGACACAAACACAGUACACAGAUACCUCAAACUGUCUGGUAACAACAGUAAGGUGACAGUAGUGACAAAGGAGCAGCCAUAUCCUGAUCAUCCACAGAGGUUUGACUACUGGCCUCAGCUGCUGUGUAGAAAUGGUCUGACUGGUCGCUGUUAUUGGGAGGUCGAGUGGAGCGGAGAGGUUGAUAUAUCAGUGACUUAAGGAAUCAGAAGGAGAGGAAACAGUGAUGACUGCAGGUUUGGACAGAAUAAGCAGUCCUGGAGUCUGAGGUGCUCAGAUGUUGAUGGUCUCACAAAGAGAAAAACGGGCUCCACCUCCUCCUUCUCCUUCUGCACCUCCUCCUCUAACAGAGUAGCAGUGUAUGUGGACUGUCCUGCUGGCACUCUGUCCUUCUACCGAGUCUCCUCUGACACAUUGAUCCACCUCCACACCUUCAACACCACAUUCACUGAACCUCUUUAUCCUGGUUUGGACUAGAGUUGUGUGGUUCCUCAGUGUCUUUGUGUUCACUGUAGAAGGGAGAGUCUCCUACACUACUGACUAAGACAUACGUUUUUGUUAUGGGUUUUUGUUAUGGGUCCUUUUAUUAAAGUUUUAUGGGGCAAAUUUUAGAUUUAGUGAACUUUUUCGUCAUAUAAAUAAUUAUGUAUAAAUAAUAAAAUCAAGUUACACACACAGGCAUAUAAAUAAUCAAACAUAUGUAGUUGUUUGAUAAUUUAGAGAUUGUUGAUUUGUCAUUGGAAUAAUAACAUAUUUAUAUAGCGCCUUUCAUGAGGCCCAAGGACGCUUUACACAUAAUUAAGUUUGAAUAUGUCUACUUUGAAUUAUUUCCACAGUAAAAAAAAAAUCUGUACAUUAAUGUAUAUGGAAGUAUGAAUGGUUCUGACAUUUAGUUCUAUCAAAAGAUGGACAGAUAUUUAAUCAAAAUUAAAAUGCUGAUUUUUAUGGGUUUUGUC